Vespa velutina is the source of this 5667-nucleotide messenger RNA. RefSeq names its product DDB1- and CUL4-associated factor 12 homolog (gene DCAF12). Gene Ontology annotation, cellular component: Cul4-RING E3 ubiquitin ligase complex. Lineage: Eukaryota; Metazoa; Arthropoda; Insecta; Hymenoptera; Vespidae. Gene Ontology annotation, molecular function: protein binding. The coding region runs from base 1174 to 2553 and encodes 459 amino acids. The record is from RefSeq and is a predicted model, not a curated record. The transcript has 7 exons.
UAAGCAAAGUUCAGAAGAAAUUUCAUAUAGCUAGACGGCGUUUCUUCGUCGUCAGCUGUAAUAAUCUAACGUAGAGGGGGGAACAGGCGAUGUUGACAUGCGAUAAAAUCAAUCUAAUUAAUAUUAAUGGAUUAUGGCUGACAGAGAGAAAAAAUACAAAAAUAUUUUGUUAAACGGUUGCUUCGAACAGAACUUGUCCGACCUAUUGCGUUCAACAUGGCGGUAUAUUAGUUGGUUGGUUCUCGAAAAGUCUCGCUUAUCAUGUAUUUUGUCGGCUUCUCGUGCACUUCUUCAUUUGUCUUUUGCAGAGAUUUACAAGAUCGGUAAGGUCGUCGUCUAUUAAAUGCAGAAAAUUUUAAUUAUUAUGAAAAGAAACGCGCGUACGAGGAACCUGGAAGUCGAUUAGGCAACGAGCGACUAUACUCGAGCUCGAUUGAUUUAGCAGUUAUUUCUUCCAAUUAUCUAUAUUUUCUUCAAAUAAAAUGGGACUAGAUGCACGUUUUUAAUCAUCGGUGAACGAUUUUCAAAACACUUUCUACGAUAAGAUAUAAUUCGACAGAUCGACGACGUUCAAGAAAGAUUUAUAAAAAUCAUCUAUUACACAAGUGUUUCAUUUUGACUUUGAAGAAAGUUACUAUUUGUGUGAACAGUGAAAAUACGAACAUUUUGGCAUAGCAUGUUAUAUGUUUAAACGAGCAUAUAAGAUAUUAAAGUUUUUCCAACUUUUUCAAUGCUCUGAAAUAAGGAGGAAUUUGACAAGAGAGAAAAAAAAAAAGACGAUUUCAUUGGGGUAUAUUCUUUGUUCAUAACGCAUAGAACUGUAUCAUAAAUAAGUAAAGGGAAAAAAAAGGCAAAGGAAUAAUCCUGUGACGAAAAAAAAAAGAAAAAAAGAAAAAAUCAGCAAGCAAAUGUUUGCAACUAAUAUAAGAGAAAUAAAUAAUUGUAAAAGACGAAUAUAUUGUCAUUAGAUGUGACAGAUAUAAGUUCCACGAGACUGCUCUUAUAUUUAAUAAUACUUAAAUACAUAAAGUGUGAUAUAAUCAAUCCUUGUGUUCUUAGAAAUAAGGAAACAUAAUUAUCGUGUUUUUAAACAUUCUAGAAAGGAUAAAAAAAGUUUGAGAAUAGUAAUUCUCUUUACAGAUCAUAUAGGUAUUAUUAAAUAAUUUAUAAAUAAUGGCUGAAACACAAAGAAUGACUGUUUAUGGAAGGCAUCCACCGUGUGCAAGUGGAACUAGAUUGGAAGAACGUCGUGCUAGACGAUUAGCUUUACGACUAGAAAGAAACAGGAAACCAGAUAAACCUGAAGAUUUUGUAUGUUAUGAAUCGAGCGACGAUGAAAGUGAAACCAUCACAGAAGGUAGACAGUUUCUAAGAACGUCUUUUAAUUUUGUGGACUAUGUACGUGCACGAGAAACCAAUACUAAGGAAGUACGAAAAAUUAAUCAGGAAUAUGGCUCGAGACAUAUACUAACACAUGACCUAUUCAAAGAAUACUCAGUUAGCUUAAAUAACAUGAAUAAAGUAUUUUGUUCGCAAUGGUUGAGCGAUAGACAAGUCGUCUUUGGUACAAAAUGUAAUAAACUGAUGGUUUAUGAUGUAGCAACACAGAAAUUAGAUCAAAUACCUUCUCUUCAUGGAAGGCAGUUAAAUCCAGGUGGAGGUCCUCUUCCUGAACAGCAAUGUGGUAUACACUCUGUUCAAAUUAAUCCUUCUAGGACUCUUCUGUCUACUGGAGCCAGAAACAGCAAUGAAAUAGCAAUAUAUAGAUUGCCAACUUUGGAUCCUGUUUGCGUCGGGGAAUCUGGUCACAGAGAUUGGGUUUUUGAUAUGUGUUGGCUAGAUGAUGAAUUUUUAGUGUCUGGCUCUAGAGAUACAAAAAUGGCUUUAUGGCGGAUUGAUAGCGAUCUGGCUGAAGCACCUGAUAAAGCAGAUGUGCCUACACACAGAUUAAUUCAACCUUUAUGCGUGAAGGAAUGUAGAUCAGCUCAGAAGGUUCGAGCACUUGCUUUUAAUAAAGCAUAUAACGAGAUAGCUGCCCUAUCUUUAAAUAGUUUCAUACAUAUCUGGUCUGCUGAUACCUUUAAACAAAAAAUAUCACGGAAGUUACCAGCUUGUCAAGAAAAUGUUUGCUUAGCUGUACAAGAUGAUGGUGUUUACGCGGUUGGUUGUCGUUCUUAUACUUUAUUAUUAGAUGCAAGAACUUUACAGCCAAUUAAAAAGAUACCCUCGAGAUAUAGUGGCUGUGGUAUUCGAUCGGCUAGUUUUCAAGGGUCAGUUUUAACAAUUGGGACAGGACUUGGAAUGCUUAUGUUCUAUGAUGUCAGAGCUCAGAAAUACCUUGAAUCAUCUAUCAAUUCUAAUAGGACUGUCGUAUUGAAGGCCUCAAAAGGAUAUGUAUUUCCAGAUGAGGAAUAUAUAGAUGGUUUCCAAAAUGUUAAAUAUACACCAGCUAUCUAUACCCAUUGUUAUGAUGCAUCAGGUACACGAUUAUUUACUGCUGGUGGACCACUUCCCGCAAAUUUGUAUGGAAAUUAUGCAGGAUUGUGGCAAUGAAAAUAUAUGAGGAUUUAAUGAAAUAAACUAGAUUAUCAUUCGACUUUAUUAAUAUAAAAAUAAAUAUGACAAAUUUCAUAUUUAUAACAUGGUGGGUGCAUUACGAUAUCAAGAUAUUGAAAUAAAAUGGGAAGAUAAGUGAGAGAAAUGAAAAGGAGAUGACUGAUUCUUUAAGCUUUCUUCUGCCAUAUAUAUUAUGCGUAAUUGGAUAAAUAUCUUCAUACUCGCUUAUCUACUCAUACAUUUUAUCAAGUAAACAAGAUUUUAUUAAUAUAGUUAGGAAUAUAUCUGAACGCAAUGUCCUUAUAGACCUUUAUUAAUGUUGUUUGUACUGCAAUUGGCUGAGAUAUUAUACUGUAAGCACUUAUUAUACUGCACUAGCUCUUUAUUAAACUAAAGUAAAAUUAUAACCUAUCGAUUUUUCAUCGUGCAGCUAGAUAACAAGUAAUUUAGGCCUGGAUUGGUCAUAUUUGCUCCUAUUGUAUGACUAUCGAUGAGUAAUAUGAAGUUGAUCAUACACGAUACGAAGAAACAUCCAAACAUUCGCACAUCUUUUUGCACAAUAAUAAAUGUCGAAUGUUCCUACGCAUCGAUCAUAAUAUAAUCAACUUCAAACUCAUUAUACUAGCUCAAAGUAAUAUCUUGAGGGCGGGGGGGGGGACGGGGGUCGAUAGAUUUUGAUUCUAUGACUAAUACAAGUUUAGAUUAAUAAAGCAUGUGUUUUGUAUUGUAUAUAAAGAAACAAAAUUAAAAUCAUGAUUAUAAGUUAAAUAUUUAUUAAUUUUUGUCAUAUAUCAAUAUUAUUAUAUGUUCAUUGAGAUACAAAUGGAAACUUAUAUCUAUAGUAUUUGUCAACGAAUAACAAUGACAAUGAAUACAUGUAUAAAAUUUUAAGUACAAUUUAUUCGGCUAAAACCUCAAUGUUGGCCUUAAAGUAAUACAUACAAUGAAGUUUUGUUACAAAAAUGGAUAUAUCAGUGUAAUUGUAUUAUUACAUCUUUAAUGCUAAUUACAGACCAAUAAUUAUUAUUUCCAUAAUAUAAAUCUUUAGAUUCUCUCUCUUUCUCUCUCUCUCUCUCUCUCUCUCUCUCUCUUUCUCUCUUUCUGUCUCUUUCUCUUUCUCUUUCUCUCUUAUAAUUGUCUUAUAAAAUAAGCUUGAGAACUAUUACUCCAUAUUUAUAUGUAAUAUGAUUUAAUUGAUACACACCAGAGUAAUAAAACCUUUUCCAUAUGCUGAGUAUAUCUUAUGUAAUCUUAGUAAGUUUAUCAUCAAUUAAGCAAAUUGAUUUUUUACCGCAUAAUGAAAAUAAUAUACAUUGGAUAAAUAUAAAAAUUAUGGUAUACAUAUGCUAUAAAUUAAGUUUCAAUUUUGUUUUCACGUUAGCAUUAUUGACAAAAUAUAUAUUAAAACACGAACGCUUUAUUAUUAUAUUAUUAUUAUUAUUAUUAUUAUUAUUAUUAUUAUCAUCAUUAUUUCGUUUUACGUAAUUUAUGUAUUUUUACCUUAAUAUCUUUUUGUUUAAGAAAAAACAAGUUGAUUUUAUCCAUUUGUAAAUUUAUGGUAAUCAUUAUUCGCUGACAUUUUGUUAAAUUUAUUUUAGUCAUAAAAAUGAUAUUUCUUUAUGUUAUAUUUAAUUAUUAUUUCGUUGUAAUUAUUUGUUUUCAUGCAUUUAUGAAAAUAAAAAAUUAUAAUGUGUUUGAUUAUCGUAUACGUCAUAUUGUAAUACAACAAAUACGAAAUUGGAUUUUUCAAAUAUCAUUUUAAAUAUGAUAUAUUUAUGUAGUAUAAAACAGUUCUCCACCUUUUUCGAUCGUAUGUGACUUUAGCGACAUAUGUGAUCGCAUAUGUGACUUUAGCGACAGUUAUGGACAAAAUAUGAACUACAAGUAUAAUAGGGAAAUACCAUCCCCACUACGCAUCUGUUUUAUCGGUGUAUAAGCUUGUGGAAGUUAUAUACUCUAUUAACUCCCAUUAAAAAUCGGAUUAACGUGAAAUCGCGCGUUUGAUAAAAGCAAGAAAAAACCAUAUACUAUAUUAUAAUUUUCUGAAAAUAGACUAAUAGAAAAGUAUUUGUUAAUUGUAGAAAGUUUUUAUAUUUUUGAAUUUCUUUUUAAUUAUUUGUACUAAUAGUUAAAACGUAUUUAAGUAGCCAUUAGUUAGAUAUCAUUCGCGAUAGAAUAGAUAUCAUAUAAAAGAGAUAAUAAUAACAACGAUAGAUAGAAAUUAUUUUAAUGCAUAUAUAAUGGCGUACGUAAAUAGAAUAGAAGAUAUAGUAUUUAAUCUGAUAAGUAUAAAUGAGAACAAGUGAGGAAUAAAUCGAAUUUUUCAAUGAGUUUCUCUAAGAAAUUAUUUUAGAAUUUUGCCAUAUCUAAUAUAUUUAUCUGUUGAAAUAUUAUUAGCAACGUAAAGUGUUAAUACUUUAAUGAUCUUUAGGUUGAAUUAGAUCGAAAAUGUACAACCAUUCGCCCGAUAGUAUUUGCUUUCAAAUUAGAUUUCGAUAUAUCGUAAAUAGUAAAGAUCCAAAUCUCACCACGUGGAGGUUGCUGCAUUUGAAGACCUACGAUGAGGUUGACGAUGAUUCUACUCUAAAAUUCACGAUAUCGGAAUGACAAUGCCAUUUAUAGAGAAUUCAAGCUACCAACGCUAUCUGUAAGAGGAUCAGUCCUCGCUUAUGAAUAACAGGACCGAAUUUCGAACAAUAAAACGAAGUCCAUGGUAGUCCAUUUAGUCGGAUCCAUGAAUAUCCACAUCUGGUGUCCACUAACGCGGACACGGAUGUUCUUUUUAUUCUAUUCUUACAAAAGAAAGGAGACAUUUCCUUUCUUUAUAUAAUGCGGAAAGAUUUCGUAAGCUUCCGUCUAAAUAUGUAAUCUCACGAUUACAAAUUGCGAGCCUCUAAACGAAAUAUCGGAUGUCCGCGUCGAUAUCGGAUAUCCUUGUUGCUUAAUCACUCAAUUGCAGAUAAAUCCAUCCUUCGAUGAUUCAGCCUGAAGAAGAAGAAGAAGAAGAAAAGAAAGAAAAGAAAAAGAAGAAUAGUAGAAAAAGAAGAGCAAUAAAGAGAAGAAAUAAGUUAGUCGUGAAAGAGGAGUAAGAAAAGAAUAGUUAGAGGAAAA